This is a messenger RNA of Ailuropoda melanoleuca (giant panda), 3532 nucleotides long. RefSeq names its product zinc finger protein 271. The record is from RefSeq and is a predicted model, not a curated record. Bases 323 to 2434 code for a protein of 703 amino acids. Lineage: Eukaryota; Metazoa; Chordata; Mammalia; Carnivora; Ursidae. Gene Ontology annotation, molecular function: DNA-binding transcription factor activity, RNA polymerase II-specific; RNA polymerase II cis-regulatory region sequence-specific DNA binding. Gene Ontology annotation, biological process: regulation of transcription by RNA polymerase II. The transcript has 3 exons.
CCUUGGCCUCGAGUGCUUUGGGUACCCGGUCAGAGCCUGCGCAGCCUUGGGUUCAACUGAAUGAACACCAAAAACUUUGGGGGCAUGUGGAAUCAGGAAGGGGGAUGCAUCCACGCAGAUCAGCAGAGCGUGCCGGGAAAGAGCAGCCUGAAUAUGCGAGUGCUGGAAGAAGGGAAGGAGGGAAAGAAAGAGGAUGUUUCUGGUGGUCUAGUCUCAGAAAUUCUAUCUCCAGUCUCCACAAUGAUUCCUUUCCAAGCCCAGUGGUGCCUCGUUGCCUCCAGGUUUCUGACUCCUAUGUGGACAAGAAAAGCUUACUAAGGAAAUGGUAAUUCUCCAGUUGCUCCCCGAGGUGCCAAGUGUCCAGUUACAGCCCAUGGAGACCCACUUCAGUUAUGAAUCUCAAGAACACCACCUUCUGUCAGAUGGUGAGACUAAGACCAAGAUUGGAGAGGUGACUUCAGAGGAGGAAAUUUCAACAAAAAUUGAACCAUUGCCUGAAGAGUCUGGCAACCCCAGAGAUGAUGUUCUCCAGGAUUCUGAAUGCAGAGGAAUCUGUGAAUUUGGGGAUAAAUUAAAUGAAAAGGAUCAAAACCUCUUUAAAAGAAGACAGCAUAAUUGUGAUGAAUGUGGGCAAAGCUUUGCUUGGAGUACAGGCCUUAUUAGGCAUCGAAGAAACCAUUGGGAGAAACCCUAUGAAUGUGAUAAGUGUGGAAAGGCCUUUAGUGUGAGCUCAGCUCUGGUUCUGCAUCAGAGAAUUCAUACUGGGGAGAAACCCUAUCCUUGUACUUGGUGCAUUAAAAGUUUCAGUCGGAGCUCAGACCUUAUUAAACAUCAAAGAGUCCACACUGGUGAAAAACCUUAUAAAUGUGAUGAAUGUGGGAAAGCCUUCAGUCAGAGUUCUGAUCUUACUAUCCAUCAGAGAAUCCAUACAGGAGAAAAACCCUAUCAGUGCAGUCAUUGUAGUAAAAGCUUUAGCCAGCGCUCAGACCUGGUUAAGCAUCAGAGAAUCCAUACUGGAGAGAAGCCUUAUACAUGUAACCAGUGUAACAAACAUUUUAGUCAAAGUUCUGAUGUUAUAAAACAUCAAAGAAUCCACACUGGGGAGAAACCAUAUAAAUGUGAUGUGUGUGGAAAAGCCUUCAGUCAGAGCUCAGAUCUUAUUCUCCAUCAGAGAAUUCACACUGGGGAGAAACCAUAUCCAUGUAAUCAGUGUAGCAAAAGUUUCAGUCAGAACUCAGACCUUAUUAAACAUCGAAGGAUCCACACUGGAGAGAAACCCUACAAAUGUAAUGAAUGUGGUAAAGCUUUCAAUCAGAGCUCAGUCCUUAUUCUGCAUCAGAGAAUUCACACUGGAGAGAAACCCUAUCCAUGUAAUCAGUGUAGCAAAACCUUCAGUAGACUUUCAGAUCUCAUGAAUCAUCAGCGAAUUCACACUGGAGAGAAACCUUACCCAUGUAGCCAGUGCAGUAAAAUGUUCAGUCGAAGAUCAGACCUUGUUAAACAUCAUAGAAUUCAUACAGGUGAGAAGCCCUAUGAAUGUGAGGAGUGUGGGAAAACCUUCAGUCAGAGCUCAAAUCUUAUUCUGCAUCAGAGAAUCCACACUGGAGAGAAACCCUAUCCAUGCAGUGAUUGUACUAAAAGUUUUAGUCGUCGUUCAGACCUUGUUAAACAUCAAAGAAUCCACACUGGGGAGAAGCCGUACGCAUGUAACCAGUGCAAUAAAAGUUUCAGUCAAAGCUCAGACCUCACUAAACAUCAGAGAGUGCACUCUGGGGAAAAGCCCUAUCAUUGUGAUCAUUGUGAGAAAGCCUUCAGUCAGAGUUCUGACCUUAUUCUUCAUCAGAGAAUUCACACUGGAGAAAAACCAUACCCAUGCACACGGUGCAGCAAAAGUUUCAGCCAGAACUCAGACCUUAUCAAACACCACAGAAUCCACACUGGGGAAAAACCAUAUCAAUGUCCUGAGUGUGGAAAGGCUUUUAGUCAGUGCUCAGCUCUUAUCCUACAUCAGAGGAUCCACACUGGGGAAAAACCAUAUUCGUGUGAUCAGUGUGGCAAAAGCUUUAGUCGGCGCUCUGAUCUCAUUAACCAUCAAAGAAUCCAUGCUGGUGAAAAGCCACAUAGAUGUGAUGCAUGUGGGAAAGCCUUCAGCAUAUGCACUGAACUUACCGAACACCAGGGAGUCCAUACUGCGGAGAAUCCCCACACGUGUGUUCAGGGCAGCAGAAGUUUUAGCCAGCUCUCUGAUCUUAUUAAUCGUGAGACUGUCCAUUCUGGGGAAGACAGGCUAGGUGUGAUGAAUGUGGGAAAACCUUUAGAGUAUACACCGACUUUGUUCUGUACCAGAGACACUAUACCAGAAAAAAAUCUUAGGAAUGCUAUUGAUGAUUAUGAAAAAGGUUUUAAUCAGUGCUCAACCCUUGUGCUACAUUAAAAUAAAACCACACACUGGACAGAAAACAGUAAGGUCUACAAUGAAAGUUUAACUGAGAUUUCAGACACUACUAAACUUGAGAAAAAUUCUGAGGAGUCCUGUGAGUAAUUGGGAAAACCUUCAAUAGGAAUAAAAAUAUUACUGAAUGUCAGCAACAAUGGAAAGAAAUUUCUGUCUGCUAUAAUGGAAAACAAAGCAAGCCUCUGGUCCUUUAUUCAAAUAUAAACCACAGGGGAGAGUUUUAUCAUUAUAAGAAAUGAAUAACAAUAUUAAUGCAGAACCUUAUGAGAUAUUGUAAAGAUCAGUGUGAUGGGGUGUGCAAUCAGCUCAGAAGGAAAUGUGUUAGUGUUAUUAUCUGAAACUUUUAGUGAGCCCUAAUUUUCUAGUGUAUAGCAGAGAAGUUGCUUUAGAGAAUGUAGGGAAAACGUAUACCCCUUCCAUAUCUUAAUUGGCAUUCACUCAUAAUCAGCAUGCCACUGGCCUCCUAACAACAGGAGAGUCCUAUGUUAUGCUCUCAUUAGUUAAUUUGUUGUUAAAUUCCCUGUGUGUGAGCAUGCUAUGCUAUUCUGGUAUUAAACAUUAACUACAUAACUCCAGUGCCCCAUUUUCUCAGGAAAAAAACCUUUUUCUUUGGCCUGGUUUUGGUUUUCCUAAUGAGCAUGAGUUUUCAGGUUCCUGCAACAGUCACGGCAAAUAUGGACUAUUUUGCUUUCACUAAUACAGCCCAUAGACUGUGGUUUGAAAUCAUUUCUUCAAUCUUACCGUUUAAUCACAGUUCCUAAAUAUGCGAAACAAUUUUUUUUUUUUAAAUUCCAUAUGUCAGAAUGUGAAGUUUUCUCUACCACUAUGUUUAUCGUGUCAUCUAUAGAUAGAACAAAAAUGAGAGCUAAAGUCAUGGCCACGUGACUAAUUUGUAUAGCAUAUUCUGUCAAAAAAUAAAAAGACUUACUGAUUUUUUUCAAGUGGCAACAUUUAUCAGACUUUGGAUUGUUGAUUUCUGAUAUAUUGAUAAUAGGCUACAUAUAUGCAAAGUUUUCAACUAAAAAAUAGAAACUUUUUUUAAAAUAAAAUUUUCACAUUGUUUUUCUUUUUUUUUUU